GUUUGCUGGCUUGCUGCAGAUUUCGAAGGGAAACGAAACGUAAAUCUAUAAUGAAGUUCAUUUUAAAAAUAUUAUUACUGAUAAUCCAAACUGGUGGUGUAGUACUAAUAUUAUUAUUAAGUGAAAUUGAUAAUGAAACUUGCUGGAUAUUGCCCUGUAUUUUAUUGCUAUGUUCUCUUCGUUGGUGGCCAAAUUAUGUAACCGGAAAAAGUGACAUAGGAUUUAUUAGAUAUCUCAACAGUGUUAAAGAAAGAUUAAAACUAUGCCGAGGGUACGAACAAGGAAUAACAGCUAUACUCAGAAUUUUAAUUUUUUUCAGUGCCUCAAUUUUAAUUAUUUACCACAAAAAUAUAAACAUUAAUACAUAUUUAAGUUGCUUCCCAGGAAGAAUAGAAUACAACAUUAUUUUUACCAGCUUAAUUAAUAAUAGAAGUGAUUUUCCUCAAAAUAAUACAAUCGAAGAAACAGCAGCAUUCAUUACAGUUGAUUCAUCAACGCUGUUAGUAGUUUUAUUCAGUCAUGCUUUAUCAUCUUUUAUCCUAUACUCUGCAGGGAAAUUUGCUGUAAAAACCCUAAUGCACCGCUUUGGAUUCGCUCUUCCUAUGAGCUUAGUGACCUCUGUAAGCUUCAUUGUUAUGAUCAUUGUCUGUAUUUUACGUGAAAACAAUCCAUGUGCCUUUCAUGGAUUUAUUGGAGAUUAUUUAUUUUUCACAAACCCAAAAAUUAACGUUACGGCAGCUUCAUUUUUACAGUGGCAAUGCUUACUAUGGUUAUUGAUAUUGUUGUCUCAAGUAUCGACUACCUUGCAUAUAUGGACCAGCUAUUGUGAAAGAUUAGCUACGACUCAUCGAAUUUUUGCCCUGCCAUUUUAUGAUUCUUUAAUCAUCGAC
Molecule: messenger RNA, 890 nt
Organism: Cotesia congregata
Lineage: Eukaryota; Metazoa; Arthropoda; Insecta; Hymenoptera; Braconidae
Source: the annotation of a GenBank genome assembly